GGGAGCUGUUCUUUAGCAAGCUGUGACUGAUUCCUCGGUGUCCUUGCUGUUGUCUACAGUCCAACUCAGAAGCGACUACCAGGUCCAGCUCAUCAUGAUCUAGGGAUUCGUGCCCAGUCACAAAGCGAGAAAAAUAUUCAGGAAAAUCUGGAGGAUACUGAGAUCUGAAAGAAAUUACUGGACCUUAGCCAUGAUUGUUUACUCUUUACAACCAACUAUCGCUGUUCUGGCCCUACUCAUUAUGCAUGUCAGUGCUCUGAAGACUUUCAUAGCUGCCGUAUAUGAACAUGCUGUCCUAUUGCCAAACAAUACCCAAACACCUGUUUCUCAGAAUGAUGCAUUGCUCCUUAUGAACAAAAAUAUAGACAUUCUGGAGAAAGCAAUUCAUCAGGCCGCUGAGCAGCAUGCUCGAAUCAUUGUGACUCCAGAAGAUGCACUAUAUGGAUGGAAAUUUACCAGGGAGACCAUUUUCCCGUAUCUGGAGGACAUCCCAGACCCUCAGGUGAACUGGACUCCAUGUCAGGAACCCCAGAGAUUUGGUUAUGCACCAGUACAAAAAAGACUCAGCUGCUUGGCCAAGAAUAACUCUAUCUAUGUCGUGGCAAAUAUUGGGGACAAAAAGCCAUGCAAGUCCUCUGAGUCCUCAUGUCCUCCCAAUGGGUAUUACCAAUACAACACCAACGUGGUGUAUGACACAGAGGGAAAACUGGUGGCGCGCUAUCAUAAGUACCAUCUCUACUCGGAGCCACAGUUUGAUGUUCCUAAAAUGCCGGAGUUGGUGACUUUCAACACCACCUUUGGAAAGUUUGGCAUUUUCACGUGCUUUGAUAUACUCUUCCAUGAUCCUGCUGUUACUCUGGUGAAAGAUCUCCAGGUGGAUACUAUAUUGUUCCCCACAGCUUGGAUGAAUGUUUUACCCCUUUUGACAGCUAUUGCAUUUCAUUCAGCGUGGGCCAGGGGAAUGAGAGUUAAUCUUCUUGUGGCCAAUACACAUCAUACAAGCCUCAAUAUGACAGGUAGUGGAAUCUAUGCACCAGACUCUCCCAGAGUGUACCAUUAUGAUAUGAAAACCGAGCUGGGAAGGCUCCUCUUUUCAGAGGUAGAUUCGCAUCCCCGAAUGUCUCCUGUCUACCCACCUGCUGUGAAUUGGACUGCCUAUGCCAGCAGCAUUAAACCAUUUCCUGUCAAGAAAACUUUUGGGGGAUUUGUUUCCAGGGAUAAGUUCAACUUCACAGAACUACUUGAAAGUACAGGAAAUCUUACAGUGUGUCAAAAAGAGCUCUGCUGUCAUCUAAGCUACACAAUGUUAAGAAAAGAAGAGAAUGAAGUGUAUGUUCUUGGAGCUUUUGCAGGACUUCAUGGCCGAAGGAAAAGGGAAUACUGGCAGGUAUGUACCAUGCUGAAAUGCAAAACUCUGAAUUCAAUAACUUGUGGAAAGCCAGUAGAAACUGCUUUGACACGUUUUGAAAUGUUCUCCUUAAGUGGCACAUUUGGCACAGAGUAUGUUUUUCCUGAAGUGCUCCUUACUGAGAUUCAUCUGUCACCUGGAAAAUUCGAGGUAUUAAAAGAUGGGCGUUUGGUAAACAAGAAUGGAUCAUCCCAGCCCAUAUUAACACUGUCACUGUUUGGAAGAUGGUACGCUAAGGAUUCACUUUCCGUCUCAGGGGGAAAGAGCAAUUCAGCAAAUACUUACCUCCUACUAUCUAUAGUUUUAAUGAUUACAGCUUUGCAAAGCACUGCAAUAGUCGAUGACACCUCUUUAUCACAUUAUAUUUUGCAUCGUGUAUUUUACUGAUUGUGCUUACUGAUUGUAUUUACUGAGCUUUCCAAGCUUUUAAGAGAAAUUUUGAAAGAAAAUUUGAAAGGCAUUCUGACUAGUAUAGACCAGUAAUUUCUCAAUACAUAUAUAUUUCUCAUGAAGAAUUAUUAAAAUAUGGUAA
Sorex araneus (European shrew) is the source of this 1940-nucleotide messenger RNA. RefSeq names its product pantetheine hydrolase VNN2. Gene Ontology annotation, molecular function: hydrolase activity, acting on carbon-nitrogen (but not peptide) bonds, in linear amides. The record is from RefSeq and is a predicted model, not a curated record. The transcript has 9 exons. The coding region runs from base 191 to 1795 and encodes 534 amino acids. NCBI's taxonomy places the organism in Eukaryota, Metazoa, Chordata, Mammalia, Eulipotyphla, Soricidae.